Engraulis encrasicolus (European anchovy) is the source of this 2700-nucleotide messenger RNA. It is a transcript of the gene gfm2, whose product is annotated as GTP dependent ribosome recycling factor mitochondrial 2. Bases 98 to 2416 code for a protein of 772 amino acids. The record is from RefSeq and is a predicted model, not a curated record. Gene Ontology annotation, molecular function: GTP binding; GTPase activity. NCBI's taxonomy places the organism in Eukaryota, Metazoa, Chordata, Actinopteri, Clupeiformes, Engraulidae. Gene Ontology annotation, biological process: ribosome disassembly; mitochondrial translation. The transcript has 20 exons. Gene Ontology annotation, cellular component: mitochondrion.
UUUGACAGAUCAGUGAUUGCUGUCCUUGAGUGUCAUCGGAAUUUGGACAUGGAUCAUCAAAAUUCAUAUUAGUGAGCAUAUCCUGCAAGGACGCACUAUGCGAUUUGGUGUAACAUUCAGCAUCUUACGUGUGUUUGCCCACUCCGGCAAGAAUGGACCUCAAACCUGCAGGUGGCGAUGGCAGGGGAAAAGAAGAUUCCGAUCUUUACCAGAAGACAUCAAAUCCCCUCGGCAGGUGGUCAACCCUGACAUAUCAAAAAUCAGAAACAUUGGCAUCAUGGCCCACAUCGAUGCGGGGAAGACCACCACGACGGAGAGGAUGCUGUUUUAUUCCGGCUACACCAGAGCACUGGGGGAUGUGGAUGACGGGGACACGGUGACAGACUACAUGGCCCAGGAGAGGGAGAGGGGCAUCACCAUACAGUCAGCUGCCGUCACCUUCGACUGGAAGCAGCACAGGAUCAACCUCAUAGACACGCCAGGCCACGUGGACUUCACUCUGGAGGUGGAGCGAGCCCUGAGGGUGCUGGACGGGGCGGUGGCCGUCUUUGAUGCCUCCGCUGGGGUAGAGGCCCAGACAUUGACUGUAUGGCGCCAGGCAGAUAAGCAUGAAGUGCCUUGCGUGUGCUUUCUGAACAAGAUGGACAAGCCUGGAGCAAGCCUGGAGCUGUCCCUCCAGAGCAUCAAGGAAAAGCUGAAGGCCAACCCUGUGCUCCUGCAGAUUCCCAUCGGUAGUGGGAGGAGCUUCACAGGAUUGGUGGACCUGAUCAGCAAGCAGCGAAUGGCGUGGCGGGCGACGGGGCGCGAGAACGAUGGACGCGUGUUUGAGGCACGGACCCUGGGCCAAUCAGACGAGCCCGAGCUGAUACAGCAGGCCACAGAGGCCAGAGCCGCCCUCAUAGAACAGGUGGCUGAUCUAGAUGAUGAGUUUGCUGAGCUGCUCCUGGGGGAGUACAGUGAAGACUUUGAUGCUGUUCCUGCUGACAAGCUGCGUGAGGCGGUGCGUCGCGUGACCCUGUCCCGUAAAGGGGUGCCGGUGCUGCUGGGUAGCGCCCUGAAGAACAAGGGAGUGCAGCCCCUACUGGACGCCAUCACACAAUACCUUCCAUCGCCAGACCAGAGACACCAGCAUAUGGUGCGCUGGUAUGGUGAUGACCUGUGUGCGUUGGCCUUUAAGGUGCUGCAUGAUAAGCAGAGGGGGCCGCUGGUGUUCCUGAGGAUCUACUCCGGAACCAUGAAGCCCCAAUCAGCUGUCCACAACAUCAACCGCAACCAAACGGAGCGUAUGAGUCGUCUGCUGCUGCCGUUUGCCGAUCAGCAUGUGGGGAUCCCCUCUCUCACCGCCGGCAACAUCGCCCUCACCGUCGGACUCAAACAGACGGUCACAGGAGACACCAUCGUAUCCUCCAGGGCGUCAGCAGCAGCGGCAGCCAGGCGUGCCCAGAGGGAUGCCCAGGAGAGGAGCACCUCGGCUGGGGCAGACAGGGCUAAGGAGGCCCCUGGGGAGCUGGUCCUGGCUGGGGUGGAGGUCCCCGAGCCGGUCUUCUUCUGUUCCAUAGAGCCCCCCUCUAUGGCCAAACAGGACGACUUGGAUCAUGCUCUGGCCUGCUUGCAGAGGGAGGACCCCAGCCUAAAGGUCCGCUUAGACCCAGACUCUGGACAGACGGUGCUGUGUGGUAUGGGUGAGCUCCACAUCGAGGUUAUCCAUGACCGCAUCAAGAGGGAGUACGGCAUCGAGACACACCUGGGCCCCUUGCAAGUAGCCUACCGAGAGACCAUCCUCCAAUCAGCAUCCGCUACAGACACGCUUGAUCGAGCGGUGGGAGACAGGAAGCACGUGGCCACUGUCGGCCUGUCCGUGCACCCCACGGACGACGCCUCAUCCCCCACUUCCUGUCACGUGACCUUUGACCCGGAUGUGGAAGGUCAUCUUCCCGUGGAGCUGCGGGAGGCAGUGGAGAACGGCGUGCAGAGCUCUUAUCUCCAAGGGCCGUUGCUAGGAUACCCGAUGCAGGGCGUGGAGGCCGUCAUCCAGAGCGUUGCCAUGGAACCAGGAACCUCCGCAGCCAUGCUGGCAGCCUGUGUGUCACGCUGCAUGCUCAAGGCCCUGAGGCAGGCGGGUGGUCAGCUCCUGGAGCCGGUGAUGAGCCUGGAGGUGACGGUGGGGGAGGAGCAUCUGGGGCUGGUGCUGGCCGACCUGGCCCAACGACGAGGCGCCGUGCAGGACGUGCACAGUCGCCACGACAACAAGGUCCUGCUGGCCACCGUACCACUGGCUGAGAUGAUGGGCUACUCUACUGUGCUGCGAACUUUGACCUCUGGGAACGCCACCUUCUCGCUGCAGCUGUCCUGCUAUGAGGCCAUGAACCCCCAGCACCAGUCUGCCCUGCUCAACAAGAUGGCGGGACUGUCGUGACGUGAGACCCAUCACUACCUCUGAUUAGAGUAACAUCAUUUCAGAGGGGUGUACUAAGACGCUUGUUCAGGAGUAAACCAGGUUAAGUUAAGAGGUAUAUGAUUUAAUAGAAGAGCCUGGACUCCUCAUUUUCUUAAAGGGACACUGUGCAGGAAAUGGUCAAAAAAGGUACUGCAACUAUGCUGCUCAUUGAAACUGGGCUGUCUAUCGCCAAAUUUGAUAGUUACAUGAAAGUUUACUAAGUAAUAAACAAAUCUUUUCUAGUAUGGUCCAAGUACAGUCAU